ACACGAUGCAAACACUGUAGAAUAUUCAGCGAAUACUGACGGAGAAGUAGCUUUGUGGAGAAGUAAGACUGUUCAUUGUAUGUGUUUCUUUCUCUGUCCGUGGAGUGUAGAAUCAGUCUGGUCUGUUUGUGGUUCUGUUGCUCUGAUUGCCUUAAAGAGAGGCAAUUAUUCACCUGGCAACACCGACACACACAAGCCUGAUUCUGCUGUUGCGUCCAGGCUCAUUUUCCCAAACACACGAGCAGAAUAGAGUUUCUCACAACAAAGAUGCUCCCUGGUGGUUCAGGACUUCUUUUUUAAAACUGGUUCGUCUUUGGACAGAAACUAGAUCACAUGCUGACAAACAUGUUGUCUGGACUGUUUGAUCUCUUGGUACAAACCACAAGGAAAAACUGUACUAAAGGUCAGAGGUCAUCUGAGACUGCAGCACACACCAGACUGUUUGAGUCUGUCCAAUAUGUUUUUAUGACAAUGUACCUGCAAAUGUUAGCAUGUUAACUCUGACAUGGUGAACAUGGUAAACAUUAGCAUUAGCAUGUUAGUAUUGUCAUGGUGAGCACGUUAGCAUGUUGGUGUUAGCAUGUAAGAAAGAAAACUGCUGACACGGAACGAUAAUCGUGUGUGUGUGUGAGGAGGGAAGCCUGUUUUUUGCCAAGGGCGGGGCUGGCAAAGCUUAUCUGGGCCACACACACAGACACACACACACAAACACAAACACAAACCUAAUACUUCCCACAACCUGGACCCAAGUCUUCAUCCUAAAGUUUAAUUAUCGACACUAAUGGGACCAACUUUUUUGUUCUUAUAAGGACUUUGAGCCCCCCCAACACACACACACACACACACACACACACACACACACACACACACACACACACACACACACACAGGAUGUUUGCUAAUUUUCCACUUCAGCCUCACUCAGGUCUUCAAUGUAAAAUUAAUUAACUCUGUGUGUGUGUGUUCAUGUUUCCUAGCAGGUGGGCGUGUCCGGGAGAAAGUCCUUUCUCUUCCACCUGAGUGAUCACGCAUGCGCAGGCUGCCUGGGGUCCCCACCUCUCCCUCUUUCCCUCCCUCUCACGCGCGCACUCGCACGCACCCGCAGCCGGUGUUAGCGUGUUGGUCGGUUACACGGCGCGCGCUGCCUGUGGAUGCGAGCCGGAGUCAAACGGGAUCAGUAAAUCUUGUUUUCCUGUGAAUUUGGUGAUUUUUUAAACGGGAGUUUUGCACCGGAACGUCCGCGUCGCUGGGAUCGAUCACUCCGAGUCACUGGAGAAACUUCAGCCCUGAAAUGACGACUGCAGCAUUUUGGAAAAAAGCAUUGAGAUGACUGACGGCGUGGAGCAGUGGGUUACUCAGGUUCCUCUGCCUCCAACACACCUGGCGACUGCUGACUCAUCUGAAACCUGCUGCAGGUGGCAGAUUUGUGAGCUGUGGUCAGAUGUGGUGGAGAUGAAUAGGCAGGAAAAAGCAGCCUCCGAUGUUCCUAAGGCGAUGACCCAUCUUCAUCAUCAUCACUACCCCCCUCGCCAUGGUCAGCCAUCCCAACCGUGACCGACCUGUCCCGUCCAAUCAGCCGUGGGAAUGUACGUGAUGGACAGCGUCUCCCCAGCCAAUGAUCUGUCUCCUCCGUUGAGAUUUUCCGAUAUCGAAGGAAACCGGACGAAACCACCUCCCCCUACCCUUGUUCCCCCUCCCCCUCCUCCCCUUCUCCCUCCUCCCCCUCCUCCUCCCAUACCGCCCCUGCUUCCAGGGCUGGGGGACCCCGCAGGAGGAGGCCUGAGGAAGAAGAAGAGGGUGAGGAGUUUCUUCUGGAAAACGAUACCAGAGGAGCAGGUGAAGGGCCGGGCCAACCUGUGGACUCAGGGCCGAGUGCAGCAGCAGUACCAGAUCGAUGUCCAGACCAUCGAGGAGCUGUUUGGUCAGAGUGAUGGUCAAUCAAACGCCAAGGCCACGCCCACGCCCACCAGGGGAGGGAGGAGCAGGAGCUCAUUCAGAGAAUCCAAAGAGGAGGUCUCCAUCCUGGACUCUAAGCGAGGGAUGAACAUUGGGAUUUUCCUCAAACAGUUCAAGAGGUCCAAUCAGACGAUAGUAGACGAUAUUCGCCAUGGCAACAGUGAGCCCUAUGGGGCGGAGCCUCUGAGGGAGCUGCUGAAACUGCUGCCGGAGACAGAGGAGGUAAAGAAUCUUAAGUCGUACCGCGGUGACACCUCGAAGCUCUCGCUGGCCGAUUCCUUCGUGUACCUGCUGGUUCAGCUCCCCAGUUACUCCGUCCGUAUUGAGUCCAUGCUGCUGAAGGAGGAGUUUCCUGAGGCGUGCGAGGCCAUGAAGCGAGACAUCAGGGUCCUUCGUUCUGCCGUCACAGAGCUGAUGCGUUGUGAGGAGCUCCAUGCUGUUCUCCACCUGGUGCUGCAGGCCGGAAACAUCCUCAACGCCGGAGGUUACGCAGGAAACGCAGUGGGCUUCAAGCUGUCGUCCCUCCUGUCUCUGGCCGACACCAAGGCCAACAAACCGGGCAUGAACCUGCUGCACUUCGUUGCUCUGGAAGCCCAGAAAAAAGACGGGAGGCUGUUGGAGUUUCCGGCGAAGCUGAGUCACGUCCAGGCUGCAGCCAGAAUCUCUAUAGAAACGCUGGACACUGACCUGCAGUGGCUGAUGACUCGCACACGCUCAGUAGAGGAGAGCGUCCAGAGAGACACGGAGCUGCUGCAGCAGCUGGACAGCUUCCUGCAGUCUGCAACUUCGUCCCUGUGCUCGCUGCGUGGAAGUCGGCAGCACCUGAGGAAGGAAGGCAGCGAGCUGAUUGACUUCUUCUGCGAGGACAGGGAGACGUUCAGACUGGACGACUGCUUCAGCAUCUUUCACACCUUCUGCUCCAGGUUCACUGACGCUGUCAAGGAGAACAUGGAGAGGGAGGCUAAGGAGGCGGCCCGUCGGCGGCGUUUACAGGAGCUGGAGGAGCAGAAGAGGCACUCCUGGGCGGGGGGUGAGGAGGUGAGUGGGGGCUUCAGGUUGCGCUGCAGCAGCGAGGCGGACAUGUCAGCUGCCAUGUCACGACAGGACGACGCUGGGCUGCUGAUGGAGCUCCUGACCCCGAAGUCCCGCCCACGCUCACCCCUCAGUAACUCCCAGGGCGUUCUGGGGCGCUCGGGGAGUUUACGACGUUCCCGGAAUUCUCCAUCCAGCUCGCCGUCCAUUGUUGCUGAGCGUGAACUGAGCACGCUCCUAGAAAUGGCAACCCCUGACCACAAAGUGACCCAGCAGAGAGGAGGAGAGGACAGGACAGCUUUCCGAUCAGCCUCACCUAAACCUGGGCUUAGAAGUCCAGGACUUUCCCCUCAGGCUCUGCCCCAAAGUCCAAGGGUCACGACAUGCAGCUUCCCUCAAAACCAGCAGCCUCAAGCGGGUGUGAUGGCACCACAGACCUCCUUGUCACCUCCCAAGACUUCUUGGAGUCCAAAAACUACAAAUGCACACCAUACAACCUCCACUUACCUCAGCUACGAUGCUCCCCAGACUCCGGUGGAUGCCAUUAAUUCCACAAAGAAAGUUACAGUGAAACCUACCUCUGAUGCGAACCAGCAAUCGGACUACAACAACAACGGCAAAGAUCAACCUGGCCUGGGUUUUAGCAGCCACGUGGUGCUUCCAGACCAUCGAACUCAGUCUGGUUUCAAGGGGGAACCAACAAGAAUGAACAAAGGUGAUCAGGACUUUAGAGGACAAAUCACCUGCAGUGAUGAGAGGUUCGAGUACAGCACUACAAGGAACAUGUCUGUGGUUUUAGAGACGUGCACACUGGUGCCCGAGCUGAAAGUGUUCGACGAGGUCACCACCUUAACCGGCCGCAAUGAAGGGCAUCACACUAGUCACCUCUUUGGACGUCAGCAGGACGAUAUGGUAAUCACAGAUUUGGAGGAAGAGGGAGUGGACAAAACUCGGGUCCAGAAGCCGCAGAAAAAGUCCCAGGUAGAGAAUGCAGAAAAUUCACAAAUUUCUGAGACAAGCUCUUCACAAAGAGACGAAGGGGAGGGACAUGAGGAAAAGGUGGUUGUAUGGUGUGUGACAGGUGUGUGUGAGGCAGCCGGCGAACUCUCACACACUGAUGACACACAUGGACAAACUGAGAAAAAUCAGUGUCGGAGUGACAAUCAGGGAGGAAACCAGCAAGCUUCCUCUGCCCCAGCCAAUCACCCGCCAUCAGAACCUCAGUCAGCCAAUGAGAAGCCAGUGCCUGAACCCAUCAGCAGCCAACCAGUGCCUGUCUCCCGCUGUGACGACCCGUCACUUCAAGUCUCUUCCCCCAGGUGGCGCCCUGCAGAGCCUGCAUCAGCCAAUGAAGCGCCUGCUCUCACCACAGAUGCCUCUGAGGAAGGUAAGGAAUCAGCCAAUCACGGGGAAGGAGAAGAGACCUCCACCAAUGAAACAAGAGAUGUGGUCUAUGUUCCAGAAGAGUCAACUGGCAGAAAUAAUUCUGCUUCUUCUCACACAAACAAUGAAAAUACAGAACCAGCUUCCACCAAUGGGAAACCAGAACCGGCAACUUCGUCCAAACCGUCCACCAAGGACACCCCUACCUCAAAAACUCGGCCGGCUGGGAUGAAACCCAGUGCAACCCAAAACACCACCUCCACCACCAACAAGUCCAAACCUGUCCGCACCCUCACCAACUCCGAGAACCAGGGCAUGAGGCGGGUUGUGCCCAUCUCCCGAACCAGCCGAGGUACUUCCUCCGCAGGUAGUCGUCCUGAGAAGCCUCCGGGCCAAAAGCGGGGGCCCUCCAGCACUGCAGCACUCACCAGUCUGACCGUGUCCAACCUCAACAGCACGUCCCUCCGACGAGGAGAGAGGCCUUCCACUGCUCCUUCCUCCCGUCGGUCCAGUAUCCACAAGACACAGGACCCCAAGGAUUUGAAAGACCAGAAGGUUUCAGGUACUCAGGCAUCUGCCCGAGAGCAGAACCAGGAUUUGCAAAGGAAGCCAUCCAUCCGAAAACCUUUAACAAAACCCAAAAUCCAGCAGGAGGAGAAGAUGUGUCGCUCCACACUGCGAGCUCUCAGUCAGGCUGGAGAGGGAGGUGGAGGAGGGGGAAGCAUCAGUGCCCCUGUCACCCCUUUGCACAAAGGCAGCAGCCCUUCAUCAUCACAACUUCCAGGUUUCGCCCGAAACACCGCCUCUUCUUCUUUCAGACGGACACACGCCACUCUUGCUCCUCCUGCUCCUUCUCAUUCAUCCCACCCUGACUCCUCCCAUAAAUCCUCCGUCGUCCCACCUGACCCCUCCUCACCUUUCACCCGAACGGGCUCACUGAGAGUCUCCACCACCUCCAAAUCUUCAGACCCGUCCUCUUCCUCCCCACUGAGGAGGUCUCAGAGCAUCAGGGGAUCUCCUCGCUCACCCCUCCACGACUCGCUGACUCCUCCCAAAGGCCACCGGCGGAACGACAGCGGCAGCUUCUCUGACAAGUCAACUCACUCUAGGGACUCAGUCAAGGCCACCAGGCCCAGCUGGAGAUAACAGGAGAAAUAUGAGGCUGCAUUCCAAUAUGAAGUCUGGGCAAUAUCUUCCUUCUUUACUGGAGGCAGAAAGGAAACCAGUCGACACAUUCCAAUAUGAAUUAUAGGCUCUCCAGUCCAAUAUGAAGCACAAACACUGCUUCCUAUUCUCUGAGAUUGAAAUGCUUCGUUCAAAUAUGAAGAUUCAUUUCAUUUGUCUCCUGCUGGUUGUGAAGUGCAGUUUAUUUGUAGGCACUACAUCACGUUCACUCUGUCCACUCUGAGAUGAAGAAAAGAUUGUCCCCAGGGCGUCCUUUUAAACACUGCUGAUCUAAUUGUGAAUGCAUUCCAUUAUGAAAUAUAUUAGGGGGCCUGGUCACAACAGAAAGAGGCUCAGCAAAGUUCGUCCAUGCUGACGCACUGCCCAGCUGGGAACCUGCUAGCACUGGUCAGUCACAGUAGCUGUUGCAACUUCUUUUUAUUUUGUCACUUCAUUCUCAGGGUUGUCGAUAGUUUCAUUCAAAAAAGAGACAAGCUUUGUUCUAAUGUCCCACAGUGAAAUAGACUGACCUCCCUAUUCUGGAUCUCAGCGACAGUUUUCCCUCACAUGGCAAAGCGACAAUCUUGGCAAAGUUUUCAUAAUUAUUUUGUUUUCCUGAGCAAAUAAAGCACCUGCAAGCAGGUGUAACAUGGUCCAAGCAUGAAUCAUUACACAGUAGUUUGAAAGGGAAGGGAAUAAAUGUAUGCACCUACAAAUGUGUGAGACUUAAAAUAAAUACCCUGUCUUUUCUGCAGGGUUUAUGGUUGUUGACGUGACUGAAUCCCAGCUGGGUGUUUCCUGUCUUAUCCUGAUUAAACAACUUUAUUUUAUGUCUUAAAUUCCUUUUUGAUUCUGCAACUUUAACUUCACUAACCAAGCUGAGGAAUCUCUGUACAUCUGGCCUGAUUGAGACCGAAAUGAUGUUAUCAUUAUAAUUACUAUUGAAUUUAAAAAAAAAAUUAAAAAUGCUAAAUCAUUGAGAAUCAUGUAGUUUGAAAAAAAAAAAAAGUGAUUAGUUUAGACGAGGAGAUGUUUAAAGUAUCUCUGAUUCAAACCAACAGUGUCUGACUCACUGGGAAAAGUCUGCAGUGCCAAGUUUGUUAAUAUGAAGAUAUUUGUAUGUUUAUCUAUUUAUGUACGUAUGUAUGUAGUUAAUAUUUGAUAUAUGUAAUAUCUCUACUUAUUAAUAAAGUACUAUCCCUCCAA
Toxotes jaculatrix (banded archerfish) is the source of this 6741-nucleotide messenger RNA. Its product is annotated as FH2 domain-containing protein 1-like. Bases 1585 to 5517 code for a protein of 1310 amino acids. The transcript is spliced from 15 exons. NCBI's taxonomy places the organism in Eukaryota, Metazoa, Chordata, Actinopteri, Toxotidae. The record is from RefSeq and is a predicted model, not a curated record.